Molecule: messenger RNA, 1622 nt
Organism: Arvicola amphibius (Eurasian water vole)
Lineage: Eukaryota; Metazoa; Chordata; Mammalia; Rodentia; Cricetidae
Gene: Mns1
Product: meiosis specific nuclear structural 1
Exons: 10
Coding region: 91-1578 (495 amino acids)
Biological process (GO): cilium organization
Cellular component (GO): motile cilium
Source: RefSeq, a predicted model, not a curated record
UUGAGGCGGCGGCUGCUGCUGCUCGGGAAGACGCGUUUGCCGCCGAGACCGGAGACUCACCCAGCCCAGGGAGGUUUAAAGUCAGCCAGGAUGGACACCAAAAGGAGAGUUUUGAGUUUUAGUGAAAGACACCAGAAGUUAGUAGAUGAAAACUUCCGCAAAUCGUUGCAUAUCCAAAUCUUGAAUAAGUUGGAGAGGCAAGCCAGGAACCAGGUCGUGCAAAAUGAAAACGACGAGAGGGUCGAACGGAAGAGAUUCCUCAGGGUGCUGCAGAAUGAGCAGUUUGAGCUGGACAUGGAAGAAGCCAUCCAAAAAGCAGAAGAGAACAAGAUGUUGAGGGAUCGACAGCUGGCGCAGGAAGAGAGACUUGCCAACGAGCUGGCCCGACUAAAGCAGGAGAGUCUGAAGGACGAGAAGAUGAGGCAGCAAGUGCGAGAGAACAGUAUUGAACUCAGAGAAUUGGAACAGAAAUUGAAAGCCGCUUACAUGAAUAAGGAGAGAGCUGCCCAGAUUGCCGAGAGGGACGCCAUCAAAUACGAGCAAAUGAAGCGUGAUGCCGAGAUAGCCAGGACCAUGAUGGAGGAGCACGAGAGGCUCCUGAAGGAAGAGAGCGUCAAGCAAGACCAGCGGAACAGGGAGAAGGCGCAGUACCACCUGGACCUGGGGAAGCAGCUCGGAGAGCAGGAGCGGAAGAAGCAGGAGGCCUAUGAGCAGCUGCUGAAAGAGAAACUCAUGAUUGACGAGAUAGUCAGGAAGAUCUACGAGGAGGACCAGUUGGAAAGACAGCAAAAAAUAGAAAAAAAGAACGCAACUCAGAAGUACAUUGACGAGUUCCAGAAGGAGCAAGCCCUCUGGAGACAGAAGAAGCGUGAGGAGAUGGAGGAGGAGAACAGGAAAAUUAUAGAGUUUGCCAACAUACAGCAGCAGAGAGAAGGCGAACGGAUGGCCAGAGUUCAAGAGACUGAGGAAAAGAGGGCCCAGCGCCAGAAUCUGCUGAUCCAGAAACUGGAAGAGAUGUUGCGGCAGCACGAGGACCUGGAGCAGGUGCGGCAGGAGCUGUACCAGGAGGAGCAGGCCGAGAUCCUGAAGCAGAAACUGAAGGAAGAAGCAGAGCAGAAACUGCGGAAGCAGAGGGAGAUGAAGCAAGACUUUGAAGACCAGAUGGCACUGAAGGAAAUAAUACAACAGGCCGCAAAAGAGGAGGAGGAGACCUUCAGAAAAGCCAUGCUGGCUAAGUUCGCUGAAGAUGACCGGAUAGAGCUCAUGAAUGCCCAGAAACAGCGCAUGAAGCAGCUGGAGCACAAACGGGCCGUGGAGAAACUCAUCGAGGAGAGGCGCAGCCAGUUCCUUGCAGACAAAAAGCGCGAGCUGGAGGACUUUCAGCUGCAGCAGAGACGGCAAGGCUGCAUCAAUGAAAUCAUUGAAGAGGAAAGGCUGAGACUCCUCAAAGAACAUGCUGCGAAACUGCUGGGCUAUCUCCCCAAAGGAGUGUUUAAAAGAGAGGACGACGUUGACAUGCUCGGGGAAGAGUUUAGGAAAGCGUAUCAGAAAAGGGGGGAAGCUUGUGAAGAGAAGUGAUCAGCACUGGCUGGACGGGUGAAACCUGGAUUUCUCAGAGCUAC